Hypanus sabinus (Atlantic stingray) is the source of this 6573-nucleotide messenger RNA. RefSeq names its product ankyrin repeat and fibronectin type III domain containing 1 (gene ankfn1a). The transcript is spliced from 18 exons. Gene Ontology annotation, cellular component: spindle. Gene Ontology annotation, molecular function: protein binding. The record is from RefSeq and is a predicted model, not a curated record. Gene Ontology annotation, biological process: establishment of mitotic spindle orientation; regulation of establishment of bipolar cell polarity. Lineage: Eukaryota; Metazoa; Chordata; Chondrichthyes; Myliobatiformes; Dasyatidae. The coding region runs from base 86 to 3244 and encodes 1052 amino acids.
AGUGGCACAGACACUCGCGGAGACGGAGAACAUUCAACUUAAUACCACAUCGUCUGCAGCGGCGAGCUUAAACACGACACAGCAAAUGCAGAAUCUGCACCUCUGCAACUCUACUAGAGGCUGCAGUCCCGCCUCUCCCAAUGCAGCUAAGCGCCUCUACCGCAACCUGUCCAACAAGUUCAAAGGGAGCCACUCGUCUUUCGAAGAAGUGAGCCAGGCCACAAGGACAGAGAAGGGGCAGCUGAGGGUUGCCUCACUGAACCUACACUGUAACGAGGCACUAUUCGAGGCAGUGGGGCAGCAGGAUCUUCAAGCCGUGAGCCUGCUCCUGAGUCACUACAGUCAGGAUGAGUUGGAUCUCAACACUCCCAACAGUGAGGGGCUGAUGCCGCUGGAUAUUGCUGUCAUGACCAACAGCGUUCCAGUAGCUCGCAUCUUACUGCAGGCAGGCGCCGUGGAGAGUCCACACUUUGACUGUCCAGAGAGCAGAGUCUCACACCUAAGUGGGCUGAUCGAGGAGGCACAAGAGCGAGUGAGUGAACUGACAUCACAGGUGCUGAGAGAGGCAGACAGCGCUGGCGUAGAACAACAGAAGCAGCUCACAGCCUGGGAGUGGAGAUACCGGCUGUACAAACGGAUGAAGACAGGGUUUGAGCUUGCACGGGUCCCAGAUGCUCCCACCAACGUGCGAUUGUCUGUAACAAGCAGUACUUCAUUGAUGGUCACCUAUCAGGAACCACUGAGUGCUAACUCUGCUGUCAUCACCAGAUACAAAGUGGAGUGGAGCAGCAAGAUGGAUUUCUCAGCCCAGUCUGGAGAGAUGAUAGUGGAAGUUCCUGACUCCAUGAGAUGUAUAAUCCCACGCCUCAGGACGGGCCAGAUGUACUACGUCCGAGUGUCAGCAGCAAACAUGAAGGGCUGGGGACGCCCGCAGACUGCGAGCCCGCAAUACGCCAUCCCAUCCAACUGGAAGGAGGUGGACGGGAGGAAGCCGCGUGUUCGGGGGCAGGUCCAGCAGCUGCAAAGCCUGCUGCAGACAGAGCGGGACCGACACUGGCUCCACGGGAUCACAGAAAACAUCAAGCAUCAAAAUGCGAGCCGGAAGCAGUCAGUGUCCAGAAGUCUGAAACAUCUCUUCCAUUCCUCAAUCAAGUUUGUGAAGACAUUAAAAAGAGGCGUUUACAUUGCUGCCAUCUUCUACCACGAGGACCAUGUGCUGGUAACUGCUGAGGAUCAGUUCCCAAUUGUGGAGGUUGACAGUGUCCAAUCCAGCUUCCUGACACAGGAGUUUCUCUGGUUCACUAAGCUGUCCUGUGCGUGGGAGGAAGUUGAGUGGUUACGGCAGAAUCUAUCAGUGUCCACAUCCUCCUCCACAGUGCUGCAGGCACGUCACAGGAUACUAACCGCAGCAGCUCAGCUACAGUCAUUACUGGGCAUGCAAGACCUUGGCAGAGUUUACUUCGAGCCCCUCAAGGACCGACAUGGCAAUGCACUGCUGGUGACGGUGAAGGAGCUGAGUGCUCAGAGCUCAUGGGCCGGCGGCCGCUGGAUCCCCUUCUGCAGGGUUCAGAGCCACAGGAAGUCAGUGUCAACUCCAGAACAACCAACCGCGCUGGACAUGUUGCUUAUCACCAUGCAGGAUAUCUUGUCCUAUCAGAAGCGGAGUGAGCAGCGGCUGAGCCCGGGGCUGUACCUGGGCUACUUGAAGGUGAGCAGUUCCGUGGACCAGAUCAAGGUGUUGGUGCCGUCCGCACUGCCUAAUGUCCUGUGCCACGUGAAGGUGCGACAAAACAGCAAUGUGUCCAGGGAGGAGUGGCAGAGCCUGAAGGACAUGUCGAGAAACAGGGAUCCCAGCUGCACAGACCACUCACUCGCCCCCACGCGGCAGUGCCCACUCUUGGUGACCGAGCUGCAGGCUGCAGUCAGAGCACUCCUGAGGCAGCUCAACCUGCCCCUGCACCAGGCGGAGGAGUUCCGUGUGUUCACACAGGAGGUGCUGGAGUUGGGUCACAAUGUCUCCCUGCUGCUGCUCCUGCCCCCUUCUGCCUCAGUGUGCACUGCUCCUGGGCAACCCAGCGCCAACCUUCCUGACUCCAGCUUCCUCAAGCUGCCCCUGCAGAUGUUCGAGUUGGUUCACUUCUGUACCUACCAGGAGGACUUCAUGGGGCUGUACUGCCGGGUGUCGGCUCUGUUGGAGAUCAGCUCUCUCGUUUCUCAGCAGGCCCUCAGAGAGGCCAUUUCGGAUGAGGAGCUUAUUUCAGCCAAGCAGAGGGAGCAUGAGGUGUCAGAAUCUCUCCAGCAACUGGAUGGAUUGUGGCGGGAGGUGCGCUGGAUUAUGGAUGCCCUGACGUACGCGCGCUACAAACGCCCCUCCGGGAGUCUCCCCAUCACCUGGCUCAUGGAUACAUCAGAGAAGGUGCUUCGGGUGAAUAAUGACUGCCUGCCCUCGCCAGAGAAUCAUCAGGGGAGAAGUGUCAGCGGGAAGGCCUCACCAGCUGUCCCAGACUGGCGGCCCGGUUCCGAUGACGACAGCAGCUCUGAUGUCUUCCUGCCGACUGACAGCGACUGUGACUCUGGUGAGACACUCAGCCCGAGGGAACCCGACCUGCUGACCGUAACUUCACGUCACUUCAGCCAGCGGCCAGCUCACCGUCUGAAUGGCAUCGCUCCGGACAUCCUGCGGCUGAGGGAGCAGAGUGAGGCGGCGGGCAGCAUCCGAGGAUCUGAGAACAAUGUUCGGGAAUCGGAGCCUGGUGUCCGAUGUUCGGAUGUCAAUGUUCUGGGUUCGGAUUCCAGCGUCUGUAGGUUGGAGCUCGGUGUUCUUUGUUCAGACUUCGGUGCCCUGGGAUCGGAGCCCAGGGUCUGUGGGACGGAGUCCAGUGUUUGGUGUUUGGACAUCAAUGUCCCAGUGUCAAAGCCCAGUGUCCAGGGAUCUGACAUCAGUGUCCUGGGAUUAGAGCCCCCUGCCCGGGAGCCAGCAGGUAGCAAUGACCCUCAUUCCGCUUCCGGCCGCCGGGCACACUUCAGACAAGGCUGCUUGCAGCUGCAGCGGGCUGGGCCACCCCCAGGUUUGUCUGAAGGCGUGUACACACCGAGGCUCAGCCCUCCACUCUGCCCAGAAACCUGCCUGGGGCAACUCAGCGGCACCAGCACACUGCAGGCCGAACUGGAUCGGCGCGAAAAGUUAGAGGUGGAGCAGCUGAGUGUGUCUCUUGGCCCCGACUCCUUCAGCAGUGUCCUGUAGUGGGGCAGCGAGGAGCAGACAUCCCUUUCACCCCCACCACCACCACCGCCAUCGUCAAAUAGCCCGCUGGCCUGGGCUCAUCUUCUAACCCCUCUGCCCCCUCCAUCCCUGGCCUGAACAUCGGGGCAUGAUCCUUAGAUUGACGUGGGGUGAUGGGCUACUUCUGCUCACUACAAGCCUCGACCGUAUCUGCUUGAGGAAACACAGUCACAGGAGUUGGCGGAAACCUCCUCCAUCACAUUCACAGCAUCCCCACUUCCUUGCACCCAGAUGGUGCACCGUCAAACAGCCGCACCUUCCCCCCCAACUAACCCCUCAGGCGUGCAUUCCGUACACCCUCCAAGUGAGCACAGUCUUCCUCAGAUCCCCUCUGUGUGCCCACCCCCCCCACGCUGGGGAUAGUUGACGCAGGUAAACUGCAAAGGCCAGGAAUCACCAGCUCCCUCACCAUCACAAACACUUUCUUCUUGUUGACUCCAUGAUUUGAAUGUUUGGAAUUCCACCUACUUUAGGACUGUAAUUGGAAAAUGUAAUAUGUCCUGCCCUUGCAACUGAUCUACAUCUGUGUUGGACUUCAGUUCCAUGGGAACCGCUGCUGAUGGGAAGCAAGCUCAAGUGUAGACAUCUCCAAGGAAAGUCUUCAGGAACAUUCUACAAACUAGCAACAGAGAAAAACUUGCAGGCAAUGUUGACCUGUAAACGUAAAGGCUUGGUUCUGUUUCUCUCUACAUCUUUCAGUUGACAGUCUGCUGUCCCAGUUUACAAAGGACAGACGUCAGUGUGUGUUCACAUCCACCUUUGCACAGAAUCAAAAUGUUUCUGGUCAGUCUUGUAUCAACUAAUUUAACAUGAGGAACUUGUGGGCCUCUGUUAGUCUCGAUAGACCAUGGACUUGCGCCUUGGAAAGCUUCCAGGAUGCAAGCCUGGGCAGGGUUUUUUUUUAAUGGAAGACUGGCAGUUGCCCAUGUCCCCUCUCCACGGCACCGAUGUUGUCCAAGGGAAGGGCAUUAGGACCCAAACAGCUUGGCACCGGUGUCGUCGCAGAGCAAAGUGUGGUUAAGGGCUUUGCUCAAGGACACACACGCAGCCUCAGCCUAGGCUCGAACUAGCGACCUUCAGAUCACUAGAUGAACGCCUUAACUACUUGGCCAUGCGUCAACACAUGAGGAACUAGAGGUCAUUGGUUAUGGGUGAAAGGUGAAAUAUUUAAGGGGAACCUGAAGGGGGCUUCACUCAGAAGGUGGUGAGAGUGUGGAACAAGCUGCCAUUGGAAGUGGUUCAACUGGAACAUUUAAGAGAAGUUUGGAUAAAUAUGUGAAUGGGAGGGGUAUGGAGGGCUAUGGUCAAUGGGACUAGAUAGAAUAACAGUUUGGCAUGGAUUAGAUGGGACAGAGGGCCUUUCUCUGAGCUGUAGGUAUCUUUGAUCAUAACGUGGAAGCUGCUUUUCUGGGCAACAUAGCUGGUGGUAGGCGAAUGGAAAGGAGAUGGAGAGUGGGGGACAGGACAGAGAUGUUGGAGUAGGAGGGGUGGUGUGGACCAGUCACUGGGAACUCUGGAAAACUGCUGUCGCUAGAACCCCCUUUCCCUCUGUCUCUGGAACUGUAGGUCACCAGAUACGCAGAGCCUUGGAGAUCUCAUGCAGUAUACAGAAACUACUGGAGGAGCUCAGUAGGUCAGGCAGUCAACAUUUUGGGCUGAGACCCUUCAUCAGGACUGAUCAUGGGUUUUCAUCAUGAAUCCUGGUGAAGAAUCUCAGCCCGAAAUGUCAACUGUUUAUUUCCAUCCAUAACUGCUGGCUGACCUGCAGAGUUCCUCCAGCACAUUGUGUGCAUUGCUCUAGAUUUCCAGCAUCUGCAGUACACUUUGUGUUUAUGGUCUGGUGGGUCUGCGUUAUAGACCCCUGGUUGGUGAGGCUGGACUUUCUGUAGGAAGGGUUGGAGGAAUAAAGGGACAAGUGUUGGACAAGUGUGUGUGUAGAGGGGGUGUGGAGGACAUAGGGGAGGGUGUGGAUUACCUGACAUUGGAAAAAUCAAUGGGUACUCGUCAUAAGCAGAUAUAAAGUGAUGCAUUUUGUGUGUGUUGCUUGGAUUUCCAGCAUCUACAGAUUUUCUCUUGUUUGAGAUAUAAGGUGAUGUUUGUUUGGCUUCUCUGUACCAAUGGUGAAGGUUGCAGACUGCUAGGUUGGUGUGAGGUUGGGGAGAGAGUUACCACAGGCACCACUUAGAAGGGGUGAAUCCAUGGAAGGCAUCAGGUCCAGAUGGUAUACUUGGCCGCGUACUAAAGAUCUGUGCAGACCAACAUGCUGGAGUCUUUACGGACAUUUUCAGUUCUUGCUUCUGAGGUCUUGGGCUUCUGUCUGCUUCAGAAAGAUAUCUAUUAUACAAGGGCCCAAGAAAGGCACGAUAACCUGAUCGGUGGUACUUACUGUGACUGUAAUGAAGUGCUUGGAGAGUGUGGUUACGGAGCAAAUCGACCCCGGCAUUAGUGAUGACCUGGAUCUGCUUACCAUCAUGGCAUGUCCUCUGCUGAUGCGACUUAUGUGGCGCUUCUCUCUGUUCUGAGAUAUUGGCACCCAGGAACAUGAAAUUCACCCUUUCCACUUGGUGAGGACUGGUGUGUGUCCCCUCAACUUCCCUCCCUGAAGUCCACAAUCAGUUCUUGGGUCUUAUCAUGUUAGUGUAAGGUUACUUUGUGACACCACAUAAUCCAGGACAUUGCCUCUUCUCAUUGUUAGCAUCAAGGAGGAGGUACAGGAUCCUGAAGACUCACACUCAAAUAUUUUAGGAACAGUUUCUUCCCCUCUGCUAUCAGAUUUCUAAACCCACGAACCUACCUCAUUAUUUCUCUUUUGCAAUAUUACUUACUUUUUAUUAUAAUUUCCAGUAAGGUUUUAUGUCUGCCACAAAAAUACAAAUUUCAGAUUCACGCUAGUUAUAAUGAAGCUGAUUCUGAUUUUGAGAUCCCAGUUGAUAAGUUUUGUUAACAUCAUAAGACUGCAAGACACAGGAGGAAAUUAGGCCAUUCAGCCCAUUGAGUCUGCUCUGCCAUUUCAUCAUGGCUGAUCCCGAUCCUACUCAAUCCCAUGGACCUGUCUUCUUGCCAUCAUCUCCUCUCAUCCACACAGGUUCCUGAAGGUUGCGCACUUUGCUCCCUGCAUGCAUGACUGUGUGGCCAAGCACAGCAUCUUCAAAUUCAAACACAUCACCGUUGCUGGUGGUGGCAAGCCAGCAUAUGAGACAGAGAGCUUAGGCCAGAGACAAUAUUGCUCAAUGCCAGUAAAACCAAAGAUAAUGGUUGUCUUCAGGAAGGGGAAGGAAGGUGAACACACA